Carassius auratus (goldfish) is the source of this 12429-nucleotide messenger RNA. RefSeq names its product trinucleotide repeat-containing gene 6C protein-like. Gene Ontology annotation, molecular function: protein binding; RNA binding. The record is from RefSeq and is a predicted model, not a curated record. Gene Ontology annotation, biological process: positive regulation of nuclear-transcribed mRNA poly(A) tail shortening; miRNA-mediated post-transcriptional gene silencing. Bases 642 to 6095 code for a protein of 1817 amino acids. The transcript is spliced from 22 exons. Gene Ontology annotation, cellular component: P-body; nucleoplasm. Lineage: Eukaryota; Metazoa; Chordata; Actinopteri; Cypriniformes; Cyprinidae.
UCAGUUUCAACAAAAUGGCUGCGCGAGCGCCUCAAACGAGAACCCUGUGACCGCUCCACGUCAGUGCAGAAUCACUUUAAAUGGAUGCAUUGGAAUCUCCCUUCCUUUCUGAGCGUCGGGACAUUUACUCGUGUGGACUCGUUUACAUACGCAUUAACGAACUAAAGGCAUGCUGAAAUACACACUUUACGCACUUUAUGUACACCCAAAAGCAUCCAGAAGCUCAAACUACUGCCAGUGCGCGCGCGUCUGUGUGGGUGUCUGUGCGCGUGUGUAGCGUCUCCUAAGGAUCGCCGAGAUGUUACAGCUGAUCAACCUUAGGCUUGCUUGCUGACGUGCACAACUGUGGUUUGAUGUCCCUUUCACUGUUUGCACUGGAGUUUUAGAUUUUUUCCCCCCUCUCUGGAUAAAUUCCGCUGCAGAUUGAGAGGCGAAUUCCUCAACUGGAAAGUCGGGCUCGCCAUUGCAGCUCAGUGUCUGACUGCGACUGAGUAAUAUCUGCUCUGUGUCAGGACGGGGAUCGACUACAUCCUCCGUCACCGUGCAGCUCAUGCGUCGCAUCUGAACAGCAGACCGCGGGUGCUACGUGUGCGAAAUAAAGCCUUGGCACAAAGCACGUCACACAAGAGGAGAACCAUUUGAUGGAAGAAAAGAAAAAGAAAAAGCAAGAGGAAAAGAAAAAGAAGGAAGCUGCUCAGAAAAAGGCUGCUGAACAGAAAACCAAAGUGCCAGACUCUGCCAAGCCCAGCCCCACCCCUCCUCCCCCCACCAACCCCAGCACCGCCACCAACCCGUCUGUGCCCUCUGCCAGCAGCAGCACUGGUGGCAAUGGCAAGCGCACACCCUCCGGCAACCAACAGCAGCAGCCGGCAGCCCCUCGCUACCCGCCCCGAGAGGUGCCCCCUCGUUUCCGUCAACAUGAACACAAGCAGCUACUGAAGCGGGGCCAACCUCUGCCCGCCGGAAGUACAGCUCUCGUGCAGCCAGUGUCCACCAACCCUACGUCUCAGGCCUUCUCCUGCCAGACCCACCCAGAGCUGCCCCCACAGAGUGGCCUGGCAGCCCAGUAUGAGAAUAUAUCCCCCAAUCGCAGUGCCACUACAGCCCCUACCAACAGUUGCAGCGGCUGGGAUCCACUGAUUAUUGACAAGCACGAUACGGAGGCGUGGCCUUCCAUUUCAAGCAAAGAAAGCCACGCCCUUGCAGGAUGCCCCUUAGACACUGAAAGUAUCAGUGACAUCAGCAGAAUGAGCAUGGCCACAGGAGCUGGCCAGCAAGGACAUUUCUCCGCCAAUCAUCCCAGCAAAGCCAAUGCCAGCCACUCAGGAGGUCUACUCUCUAGUCAGAGUGGGGCCAGCAGAGGCUGGGGCUCUGGCCCGUCUCCUUCCAGUGGAGGAGAAGGGAAGAAUGAAGUCUCCAGCACAUCAGUGGGAGCCAGGAGUUGGGGCUCCUCUAACUUUAACUUGAACUUAAACCCCAACGCCAACCCCUCUGCCUGGCCAGUUCUGGGACAUAAAGGGACCGGCAUGGGUGGUGGCAGCUCUGGAGAAAGCAACCUUCCUCCUCCUAAUCUCUGUAGCCCACCGGGCACUCUGCCCAGUCAGUGCCCUAGCAGCAGUGGCAGUAUAGGUGGUGCCAAUGGAAAUUCUGCAGGUAGUGGUGGCAGUGGCAACACCACGUGGGGUAGCAUUGUGCCCAGUGACUCCUCAGAGCCACACUCCAUCCCAUCCACGAAUGUGUCUUUCAGCUCUGAACCUCAGAACCUUAACACUGAUGGACCAAAUAACACUAAGCAAGAGCCCAGAAGCCCUGGCCAUAGCCUGCCUAGCUGGGGAGUUGGACCUCCAGGCAUGUGCUCGUUUGUUCAAAAUUCAGGAGGAGCCUUACAGGUCAACGGGGAUGAAGAACCUGUUUGGGGUAAUGGAGAUGCCAAGUCUGGUGGUGGCUCAAAAGACUCUGGUUGGGACUCAGGGAGCAGCUGGGGACAAGGAGGGGCCUCGGGCACUUCUGGAUGGGGACAAGCUGCCUCAACUGGAGACUGGGGUAAGCAUUCCAACACUGAGGCCAAAGGAUGGGAUUCCUCAAGCUCUCCCACCCAAGAACAGCCGCUAAACUCUUGGGUCCGUGGGGCCAAUGCCCCAGCCAGUGAGGGAAGCAGUGACAGCAUGGAAUGUCAUCCUCGCCGGAGGGUCCGCUCAUCAACAGAUGAGGCUCCCCCUAUUCUGCCUGCCCAGGAUAUGGACCCUCGGGUUCUGUGUAACACAGGCUGGGGACAAACACCAGUGCGUCAGCACACCGCUUGGGAGACCGAAGAAGCUGCACGUUCCAACAGUAAGAAUGACAUUGGAACUGAAGCCUGGGGCUCGUCCUCAAAUGCAGCCAAUGUUGGACCACCACCAACUUCUGGAAGUGCCAACCCAAACUCUGGCACUACAUCCAGACCUGACUCUGGGGGCAAGAAUGAGGGUCCUUGCCCCAGUGGAGCUGCACCUGGAUGGGGCACAGCCAUGCCAUCACCCCAGGCUAGCUCUGGUUGGGCAGAUCCUACCAGCAACAAGAAACCUUCCAGUGGUCCUGGAAGUUGGGGCAGUAACCCAGCUGGAGGUUCAGGUGGCAGCCUGCAGAAAAGUGGUCAGACUUGGGGUUCAGAGGAAAAGUCUCCUACAUGGGAAGACAGUCACACGAAAGCCAAACCACAGGGGUGGACUGAUGUGCCCAAAACUUCUCACGGAUGGAGCAAUGGACCUAGUGGAGAAAGCAGGCCUGGAGGAGAAUGGGGUGAAUCUGGAGAUGGAAAGAAAAAUGGUCCCACCAGCUCUACCUGGGAAGGAGAGGGUACCAGCUGGAAUGAGAGCUCCAGAGGAUGGGGAAAGCCUACUCCAGGAAUAGGAGGAAACUGGGGAGAUGCACAACACUCCAGUGGGCCAUCACAAGGAUGGAAUAACAAGCCCCAGGAGGGCACCAGUGGCAAUAGUGGCAGUGGAAACAUGGGUUCUUGGGGAGGUCCUAACUCUGUAAAGCAGAGUGGCUCUGGAUGGGGAGGAGGAAAUGGUGGAGGUGCUAAACCUGACCACAUUGGAGAGCCCACUGGAUGGGAGGAGCCCUCUCCACACUCCAUCCGACGUAAGAUGGAGAUCGAUGAUGGUACCUCAGCUUGGGGUGACCCAAGCAGUUACAACAAGACAGUCAAUCUCUGGGACAGGAAUAACCCUGGAAUGCAAGGCAAACCAGGACCUGGCAAUGCCAACAGUGUACCCAACAACCAUCAUCAUCAUCCCCACCAUAACCAGCCUCCCAUGCAGACCCACAGCCAUGGAGGGCCAAGUUCAAACAAUAAUCACAUUUCCCCUGAUAACGCUGUCCCACAUCAAACAGGGCCAACUCACAAUAGACCAACCCUUAUGAAUCCAGGAUGGGGCGAGACGACAAAUGUCCAUCCAAAACCUGAGCCCUCAUGGGGAGAGCCAGCCACCCCUGCAGCAAGUGUGGACAAUGGCACUUCAGCAUGGGGUAAACCCCAAGGUGGCUGGGGUGAUAAUGGUCCUGAAGUCUAUGGUCGAGGCAACGGACCUCCUGGAUCUGCCCCCUGCAAACCUGCCCCCAAAUCUAUGCAAGAUGGCUGGGGUGGUGGAGAGGACAUGGGCCUGUCUGCAGGGCAGUGGGAGCAGGAUGAGGGUGACAUGUGGAACAGCACUGCAUCUCAAGAGAGCAACUCCUCCUGCAACUCCUGGGGCAACCCACCCAAAAAGGGCCCACCAAAGGGAAAAGUCCCAAACAAACCGGAUGAUACUUGGAUAAUGAAUCGUCUUAUUAAGCAGCUGACUGACAUGGGCUUCCCUAGAGACCCUGCAGAAGAAGCUCUCAAGAGCAACAACAUGAACUUGGAUCAGGCCAUGACUGCCCUAUUGGAGAAGAAGACCGAACUUGAUAAACGGGGGAUGGGAAUCUCUGACUACAACAACGGCCUAGUCAAUAAACCAAUGGGCUGCAGGCCUUCAGUCAUCUCCAAAGAAUCCUCCUCAGAUCGUCCCCCCUACUUGGACAAGGAUGCUGGGCUAGCAGAUGAUGCCCAAACCUCACCGUUUAUGCCUUCUCCGAGCCUGAAGCUCCCAUUGGGUAGUGCUGCACUCCCUGGCCAGAGCCUAGGAGUUGCGAUGCAAAACUUGAACAACAGACAGAUGCAGAGUGGAGUGUUUGGUAGUAGCGGAGCAGCACAAGCCCGGGCCCUGCAGCAGCAGCCCCCUCCCCAGCCGUCAGUGCCACCUCUCAACUCGUCCCAGCCUAGUCUACGCGCUCAAGUGCCUCAGUUUUUCAGCCCUCAGGUUCAAGCACAGCUUUUACAGUUUGCAGCAAAAAACAUUGGUCUCAACCCUGCACUUUUAACCUCACCAAUAAACCCUCAGCAUAUGACCCUGUUGAACCAACUUUAUCAGCUGCAACUGGCGUACCAGCGUUUACAAAUUCAGCAGCAGAUGUUGCAGGCACAGCGCAGUGUUUCUGGCCCCAUCCGACAGCAAGAGCAGCAAGUUGCACGUACAAUCAAUAACAUGCAGCAACAGAUCCAGCAGCACCAGCGGCAGCUGGCUCAGGCUCUGCUGAUGAAACACCAACAGCAGCAGCAGCAGCAGCCACCCGCCUCACACCCGGGCCUGCAUCCCAGCGCAGGCAAAUCAGCUCUGGACUCAUUUCCAGCCCAUCAUCAAGCGUCCAGCCUCUCUGUUUCCGACCUUCAGACCAAAGAGCCGCAGUCUUCUCCAAACUACUCCUCACCCUACCCUAUUUCCGGAUUGAACCCUAACAUGAAUGUAAACUGCAUGGAGGUGGGUGGCCUGUCCAUGAAGGACUCUCCUCAGCCUCAGUCACGCCUGUCACAGUGGACACACCCAAACUCCAUGGAGAACCUCUCUGGCAACUCCUCUCCAAUGGAGGCCAACUUUAGCAAGCAUGGUGCCAUCUCUGCAGGCCCUAGUCUGGGUCCCCCAAGUAAGCCCCCACUGGAUGACUCCUACAGUCCCUACAAUCUGAUUGGCAGCUCCGAGUCUCCUGCCAGCCCCCUGGCACCUCAUGAUAGCUGGGGUCCGGGGAAGAACACCAAUGACAAGAUCUCCAAUGGGACCAAUGUCACCUGGCCUCCAGAGUUUUGUCCAGGAGUGCCCUGGAAAGGACUGCAGAAUAUUGACCCUGAAACUGACCCCAAUGUGACCCCAGGGAGUGUUCCCAGUGGGCCCACCAUCAAUACUAACAUUCAGGAUGUGAACCGCUACCUGCUGAGAGACAGGAGUGGAGGAAAGCUGUCUGACAUGAAGUCCACUUGGUCUUCGGGGCCCAUCUCGCACACCCAGGCUUCUCUCUCUCACGAGCUUUGGAAAGUCCCCCAAGGACCCCGAAACACGACGGCUCCCACACGGCCACCUCCAGGCCUGACCAACACCAAGCCCUCUUCCACGUGGGGCGGAAACACCCUGGGCCUGGUAGCUGGCUGGAGCAGCUCCUACUCUGCAGUAGGUACCACAUGGAGUACAGACAGCUCCAGCAGGAGCACUAGCUGGUUGGUUCUGAGAAACCUUACACCACAGAUUGAUGGUUCGACACUGCGGACACUGUGCAUGCAACACGGCCCGCUCAUCACAUUCCAUCUCAACCUGACGCAGGGUAACGCAGUGGUGCGCUACAGUUCUAAAGAGGAGGCUGCCAAAGCCCAAAAGUCCCUACACAUGUGUGUUCUGGGAAACACCACUAUACUGGCAGAGUUUGCUGGAGAAGAGGAGGUGAACCGCUUCUUUGCACAGGGUCAGUCCCUCACACCCACCACCAGCUGGCAGGCCAACCCCGGCACCAAUCAAACACGGCUGGGGGGCGGAGGGACGGUGGCCACACAUCCCAUCGGCCACUGGAACAGCAGCGGUCUCGGAGGAGGAGGAGCGGGCGGGACGGGGUCCGGCGGGAAGGCGAGCAACGAGCUGCUGUGGGGGGGUGUACCGCAGUACUCCAGCCUGUGGGGGCCGCCCAGCGCCGAGGACGGCCGAGUGGUGGGCAGCCCCACCCCAAUCAAUACGCUGCUUCCUGGAGACCUGCUGAGCGGAGAGUCCAUGUGAGAGCGCCAAGUGCUCGAACCCCCGAACCGCAGCGAAAUAUGAAACUUAACGAGCAAAAACCAAGCAAAUCAUUUGGCGAUAAUCAACGUCAGUGGAACUGUGAAAAACCAAGAGACAGGAGGCUGAGGCCACACUUGCAUAAAGGCUGCUGACCUUCUUCCUCUACUUGUUUGUUUUGUUUUGCGUCUCUGUGUUAUUUUGAUCAUAAGGCUUGGGUUACAGUAUUCUAUAGACUUCUAAUGAAGAACUGGGACUAAAAGAGAAGUGAACCUUUACCAAGACUUUUUCUCUAAUAACUGAAACCAGUGUAAAAGUGUAUUUUACUACAAACCGACAAGACAAGCUGCCAUUUUUUUUUUUUAAAUUCCUCUGGCACGAGCACAUCCUGUCAGCCCAAUCACAGCAUAUCGUCCUAUCCCCGAAGAAACGUGCGUCAUUCCAAACCGACUUUUCUUUUAGACUGGAUCCAUGGCUUUUCUCAGUUGUCCUCUGGAUUGUUUGGAUUAAUUAACAGCACUAAACUUUAGCCUUAACUGCUGAUCAGUCCCACUCCAUUUGAGGUCUGAAGAAACUCAUCUUGAGAAUUGCACAUUUUCUCAUUUCUGAGCCAGGACUGUCGAUCUCAGCCGCAGCCGUACGCGCAUUCGUCCUUCCUUGUUACCCUCGGUUGCCACCUGUCCUCGUAACUCUCGAAAGGACGAACAGGUAUCUGAUGCCUCUGCACAUUUGAGGCAUUUAUUCUUAAGCUGAGAGGACACAUGGACAGCUGAGGAAUAUAUUAACCACUGCUUACGAAAAAAUGUACAGGAAACACUUUUUCAGAUGGACUACUUUUUCUCUUUCAUUUUCCUAAACGACCUCGGUCUCUCCCUCAAAAAAAAAACUAAAACUAAAACAUAAGCCCUCAUUGUUGUUCGUCUGAAGUGCAAUAUAUGCCACAGACUCUUCUGUCCAUCUUUACGCAGUGCUUGUGAAAUGGUAGGAGCUCGCCUGGGGAAAUGGGGGGGGGGGGGCGUCAAAGACUCAAAGUCUCCUGCCGUGUCCACCGAGCGUGGGACUGAACAGAAGAGUACUCUCUCAGUGUGUAAGCCCAUGGUGAUGAAACAUUCACAAGCACUUCCUCUACACACUCAAGGACAAGUGUGACUACAGGGGCAACAGGGGCUUCAAACCAAAUAAGAGGUGUUUCUUGUAACCAGUAGAAGAAGUGCAUUUUUUUUUCAUUGUUGUUGUAUUUGGUACAAAAGUAUGGAACAAAGAUGGCGUGGUUUCUACAUAGCACUUAGCAAGAGCCGAUGCUCUUCAAUGCCAACAAAUGACACACGGACGCGAAACUGACAAAAAGCAACGAUGAAAAGCAAUCUACCGAACUUACGCCGAACGGAUUUUGCCGUUUCUUAUCUCCUUCGUCUUCGUCUUUCCACAGUCUUUUCAACUUUCAAGUCAGACAUUUCGAAAAUGGUAGCAAAUUGAAAGGAUGCCUGAUGAGGAGGAAAAAAAAAACCACAACAAGACUGAAGCAUUCACGUGUUUUUUUGUUUUUUUCUUUAAGAUGAUAUAUAUCAAAGUAAAUAUCACUGUUACAGUACUCCAAAAUCAUUAGCCUUUUGUCUGGAGAUGCUAGACGUGUUGUAAUGUUUCUAAUGGAUUCCGGCGGGGCCCCUUGCCCUGGCGGCCCCGUGUACCUGUAUGAUAAGUGUGGCCAUUGAGUGCCUAUCUGCUGUGGCGCCUCAGGUGCCCACACUCUGACUUUUGACCCGCUGUGCCAGGCCGGCGCACCAGAUGCCAGAACGGACCCGCCUGGGGCCCGGAGCAGUGGCUCCUUCAGACCUGGCCAAUCAGUACGUACUACUACUGCCGCCAGCACUCGACCUCGUCUCAACUUCACUCUCAUAGACUCUCUUUCUCCCUCUCAUGCAAAGAUCACUUUAGCUGGAAGUGGACAGGUUCGUUUUAUGUACUUUUUACGAUCGAUUGGGGUUUUCCCUUCUGGAAUUGCCAGUUUUGUUUUUUUUUUUUUAUUUAUUUUUUUUGGUCAACAUUGCUGUUGUUAUCGUCGUUGCUGUUGUUGAUGUUAUAUGGUUAUUUUGCGCUAUAUUUGGGUUUAUGUGUGUGUCAAUGCAGUGGUCUCUAUGGUAGCUGCUCUCACCAGCCCCUCUUGCUGCGCAUAUGCAGAAAAACACUCUGAUUAAGAGGCACACCUCAGCGUAAACGGCGGCGCCGAUUGAUCCAGAAUCACUCGUAGUGACGGAAAAGGGUUGUUUUGAGGACGGAGCGCACGUAGUGGCGAAAGGAAGAGUAGGUCGAUGGUGCUCAGUUUGUCUUCUGCCUCUCCUCUGCACGUUCCUCCGCUCUGGUGUCACCGCCCCGCCAGGCCACACACUCACACUGGUGCUUACGACAAAGGGCAGGCAGAGUACACUACUUUACCUGGUCGCCUCUUCUCACAGUAAUAAAAGCAAAUGAUAUCGGAGACUCGGUUCUCCACUUCUAUGCAAAGACUGACCGAGAGGUGCAGUUCACGGCCUUCAAUCUGUAGUUCUCUCCAAGCCCACUCUUCAGCUCACCAGGUGAUUGUGAGAAGGCAGCUUCCUUACAGUGUGGCCUAAAGUAAGAAACCGGCCCGAUGACCAGGCCCUCACUGUUUACUCUCUGAAUGAUCUCUUACAUUAUGUACAUGCAGUCUCAGGGCAGCCUCAGAGAACCCCAAACUGUUUUAUCGUUACGAGGAGGGCGCGAUUGCAUUAUCCCAUGUGGCUUUAAAGAUGCUAAAUGGGUUGGCGAGUGGACUCGGAGAAGGAUUGGUAGGAAGUCCCUCUGUUUUUGUUUUUUCUAAUGUACCUUUUCUCGAUCGUAGACCUAACCUAGACACAAGUCUAUCAGAGUGGAACUACUACUUUCUUGAAAUUAGUUUUGAUGUUUGGUUGUGUAAGGAGCACUUGGAGAUGGAGAGGUAGAAUGCAGGUUGGCACCAAGACAGACGGGUAGCACCCUGUCCCGGGUCUCAAAUAUAUACGUCUGGGACGACUGCUGACAAUUAAACAGGGAAGCCAGAAUGUUUAGGUGCACUGUAGAUGGUUCACAUUUGGGUACAUCUUUUCUUUCUUUUUCUUUUUUUACACCAAAAAAGGUUUUUGUCUGAUUAUUGUUAUUAAUAUUGUUGAAAAAGGAAACUUUAAUUCUGUACACUCUUGACUGAAGUGCUUCUCUCUGCAAGCCUUUGACGCCCUGAAGUGGCGGACAGAUGACUCUGGGGUUGCUGUAUUGAUGGUAUUAAAUUCUGUCCUGACCCGAUAUUAGGGGAACGGUGCAGAUUAUUUUUUUAUUUUAUUUUAUUUUAAACAGGUCCAGGUCCAUGUGGACCUAUUGUAUCAGGAGGCCUGGGGCACAUGCCAGCUGAUACCAAGUCUUAAAAGGGGAAAAUACUUUUCUGGAAGAAUUAUUUCACCCUUUUUUUCCCCCCACACUCGAGUGACACUAGCAAACAAUCACUAUUGCCUGUUUUUGAAUAUAUAUAUAUAUUUUUAACUGCCUUUCUCUAAGCUGUUUUCAAGACCACGAAAAACAAACGUCCAAAAUGUGUUUAAAAUCCAGAGGAUUGCCUGGCAGACAAGCUAGCUAGCCAACGAGUGCCCACUGUGUCCUCCACUGUGGGCUUAAACUGGGUCUUAUUGAUAGGACUAAUGUACUCUAGCUCCACGGCUCAGAUGCAACUAUGUUUAGAUAAAAAUCACAGGGCCUGGGUGGAGAUGAGCUCUAAGAAACACAAAUCCUCAUUCUUAGGGUCCUGGCUAGAAUAUAUGCACAUGCUGGUUUAUAUACAUGUACAUCUGAAAUCCUGUGUAUGUAUAUAACUGGUUCUCUUUUUUUUGUUUAUUUACCUUUACUUUGGUUUUCAGGCCCGAGUAACCCCCUGUUUCCGUCUCUCCAUAAAUUAACCUAGAUGAUGAAAAGCAUAAACAUAUCAAAAUUAUACAAAUUAAAAAAACACAAAUACUUGAAUCAUAAUAAGCGCCAAUAAUGUAAUGUGAAUUAUUUUUUUUAUUUUUAUUUUUUUGUAAUUUUGUCAUUCAUACACUUCCAAGCUUUUUGAUAACAUCAGUUCAAACUGAACGAAAAAAAAAAAAGUAGUUAAAAAAAAAAAAAUGCAAAGUGACAUCGGUUGUGAGUGUUUGCACAAGAUUGCGUGUACUGUAUGACGGAUGAAUGCGUUCAUUUGCCUGUGUGAGUGGGUUCAAACCAGUGUAUGCUAGUGAUUACUGUGGGUUUGUUUGCGCCUUUGUUUAAUUUUAAGCAUCUUAGUUUUUUUUUUUUUUUUUUGGCUAGUCAAAAUAUAUUCGUAUGUGUAUUGUUACGGUAUUUGUUAUUAGCUUUGUUAUUAGAGUUGCACUGAGUGUCUGCUUCCCCUCAUUCAGCUAAUCGUACAACAUGAUAUUAAAGUACUAAGGGGACAAGGUGACAAUUCAUGUGUUAAUGUUUACUCAAGGACUUAUUGAGAAAAAUAACAAGUGUGUGUGUGUUUUUUUUUUUUUUAAUCUAUAAUACGAUUAUCUACCUUAUAGUGGCUUUUAUUGUGGAAUAAUCCAUGAUAAAGAAAUGGAUUAUGUUGAGUAUUGCACCAUUAUGUUUUUCAGAUUAUAAAAAAAAAAAAAAAAAAAUGCAAAAUACAAUGAAAGAAAAAAAAGUAUAUAUAAGAUGUGGGGAUUUUUUUCUCGAAGAAGAAGAACUGUGGCCAUAGAUCGAUGUAGAGGGACUUGUAACUCCCCACGUUACACCACGUUGAGCCGGAUAGACAUCUGGAGAAGAGUUUCUUACAAGACUCAUUUCAGAGGUGCCUACCUUUUGGGUUUGUUUUUUUUAUGUUCAUACCUGUUCUAGUUUUUGUUCACUAUCUUCUUUGUGCAAGGCCACCAACAGUUUACACACAUUUCAUGUUUUUCUGAAGUUCAAGGAAAAGAAAUUUUGCGAUGGGAUUGUCAUGAGAAGAGAAAAAUCCUAAAGGACAUAUUCUUCCAUCGAAUGAAUAACAAAAACACUUUACGGAAUGAAGAUUAUUGUGCUACUUGCAGAACUCUGGGAUUGAUCAGUGUUGUCAUGUUUUUGUUUUAUUUUUUAUUUAUGUUUACUUUCAUAGAUUAUCAAAGCCUGUAUUUUUCUUUUCGAAGCAAAAAAAAAAAAAAAAAAAAAACAUUUCCUUUGUUGAAAAAAAAAAGAGAAAAGAAGACAUAAAUGUUCACUAUCUUGCACACACAAAAAGUGGAUCAUGUCUCAGGAAGGCAAGGGUUCCAGAGUACCAACUCCACGCCAUUUAAUGUUCGUUCUUAGAGAAAGACGAUAACGGAAGAAAAAAAAAAACAUAAGCACUGAAGGGUUAUGGAUUUCAGAAGAAGAAAAUACCUUUGUUUCUAAAUCCGUAGCAGUUACAUAUUUACCAAAUAAUGAACUCUUAAUGAACUUAAAAAAUGGAGUGCUUUAUAUAUAUGAAUCUAUAUACUGAAAUUGCUUUACAUUUUAAACAAAAUGAUCAAUGAUUUUGAUUGUUCAAAAGACGGUGAAAGAACAUACAGAUGCUGUAUGUUUGAAUCUUUAUUGUAUUUUCUUAACAUGAGGUCCCUUCCUGUUGAAAUCAGGACCAUUGUGCAUUACUAUUUCUUUCCUCUUUGUCAUUUUGUCUCUUGUGGCGGGUAUUACAUAAUGAGAAAUUGAAAAGAGGAGUUGGGGGGUGGGGGUGGACAGGGGUUCUAUAUCAAAUUGAUCAAUUUUAAAGAGAAAAAAGUCUGGUUUAUACGGAUCAUGAUCUAUGCACAAGGGGGUGGGCUUCUUAAAGCCCCUGUGACUCAUCUCUCAUUGGGAUUAGAGGGGUUCUUUCUGUCUUUUAUUGUACUCGCUCAUUUGCUCUUGUCUCCCUCCCCCACCAACCCCAUUUUAUGUCCCAUUUUUUAUGUUUCAUGUUUCUUACAUAUAGUACAUCGCCAGGCUGUGUAUUCCUAAACCAAUGAACGUCUCAUUCUGAAGCACUGUGGGGUUUUUUUGUAGCCCAUGACUUUCAAGGUUGUCUGUGUUCUGCGUGUGUGUGUGUGUGUGAGACUGAGUGUGUGUUACUGGGAUGAGUGUGGAUGGAGAUACUGGGUUGAUACUUUCGUCUUUUGAUUUUAAAUGUUAAGGAAUAUGUCUGUACUGAGAUUUUAAGAAGUCAGUGGCUUUUAAUGUUUUGGUUUUCUCUCUCUUUUUCUCUCCUCAUAGAAUGUGAUUGUUGACAUGCACCGAAAAAAAAAUGUUUUGAACUAUGGAGCUUCUUUCAGACAAUUAAUAAAUUGCAUUUUUGUUCUUGGCU